AAUGCGAGUUUGUCUGUAGGGGGAAUAAAGGCGUCCUGAUGGGAGAGCAGUUUUGGAGGCAAAAAUUGGAGGAAAUUCUGACAUAAAAAUACGCGUCGUGAUUCCAAAAAUAACACCACUGUGAUCGGGGAACUCUGCAGCGCUUUUUGGUCUGGGCUUUGGGCGCUUCAGCCGCCUUCACCUUCAGGAUUAUACUAAAAAGUUUGCGCUUAAAGAAGGGAGAAAGGAAUUUUAAAAAGAAGAAAGGCCGAAUUAACUGCUUACGCUGCUGUUGGAAACAUAUUUCAGCAGAUGACAAUUUUGGCGACAACUUGACAGCUGCUAUUUGAAACUUUUCUUUAUUUCUUUCUAUCUUUUUUUGCUAAGGAGUCUGUUUUUGCCCAAGAAGAAUCGCUCAUCUGUGGAAAGUUGAAGCGCAGUCUGAGCGCUGGAGCGAUGCGAUGAUGAUGCGAUCCGUCUCUGAUUCACACACGACACCGACACCGACACCGAACCGGAGCACGACCCCCAGCGCAAGCAUGAGCGGCUCGAGCUUCCUCGCUCUGCUGCUCGCGACAGUGAUGCGCCUCGGCUCCGCGGAGCUGCUGUCAGGGUUACAUUUUGUGGAGAGCCCUAAGAACGUGACCUCCUCUCUUGGGAAGCCAGUGGCCGUCCAGUGCGUCCUGCGAGCGGACAGCGAGGGCCAGGGGCCCCUGGAUGUGCUCUGGCUGAAGGAGGGACAGCCGCUGGACUUUGCCGACACCAACCAGAUGCAGUUCCCCGAAGAUGAGAACGGCUGGCUGGUUAUUAGUAAACUCAAGAUAGAGGAGGUGCAGCUCUCGGAUAUGGGCGGCUAUCAGUGUGCAGUUUCCUCUGGUGAAGAGGAGAUUUUAUCCACUGAGGGAUACAUUGAACUAGAAGGUCUCCCUCAUUUCUCGGUAGAGCCGCAGCAUCUGUCAGUCGUGGCUAACGAAGAGCUGAGUCUGCGCUGUGUGGCUCACGGUCCUCCUGAUCCGGUGCGGGUCAUCUGGCUUCAGGACGGGGCUCCUCUCAAUAACCUGGAUGACCCGAUAUCCCUGUCGCCCUCAACCCUCAACAUCUCCGGUUUGAAUAAAACCAGCUCUUUCUCCUGUGAAGCGCACAAUCGUAAAGGUGUGGCGUCGUCUGGCACAGGUGUUGUGACCGUUCUUCCUUCCCAGCCCCGUGACAUUAAAGCUGAAGAAAUCACAAAUUCAAGUAUCCGUCUGUCUUGGCACAUGGGCUUCGGAGGAAUUUAUCCCAUCAGCCACUGCAUUGUUCAGGUUAAAGCAUCUGGUGAGGACUCUGAUGAGCUGAUCUCCAGUCAGACGGUCAGCGCGCCGGUCACCAGCCGUCUGAUCUCGGGUCUGGAGGCCUUCAGCCGCUAUGAUCUCAGACUGGCCUGCCGGAGCAGCGAGGGCGUCUCUAACUGGACGGCCUGGAUGAGCGUCAGCACCAGCGAAGGAGUUCCGGACUCGGCCCCAGACAAUGUGACAGUUGUGGUGAACGGAACAGAAGUGAUCCUGAGAUGGUCAGAACCUCCUGGAAAGAUGAACGGACAGCUGCAGGGAUACAUGAUGGAGUACAGCUCACCUAACAUGGAACAGGUUGUGGUGGACACAGGUUUGGACACAGAGCUGUUUGUCAAUCUCUCAGCUCCGCUGUCAAACGUCUCCUUCAGAGUGUGUGCGUACACCGGAGCGGGACCGGGGCCUUGGACGCCCCUCCAAACCAUCACGCUCAUUACUGCAGAAACGGGGCAAUCCAGAGGUAUCUUGAGUGCUCCGGCGUUCUCCUGGCACUGGUGGUACGUGGUCAUGGCCAUCGCCGCCGCCAUCGCUCUCGCGGUGCUCCUGGCCGUGUAUGUGACCAGGCUGAGGCGGAAGGAGACACGUUUUGGUGAGGCGUUUGAACCCAUGAUGGAGAGCGGUGAACUCGUCGUUCGAUACCGAGCUCGUCGAACCUACAGCCGACGCACAACAGAAGCCACACUAAACUCUCUGGGGAUCAGCGAUGAGCUCAAGCAGAAGCUGCAGGACGUGAUGGUGGACAGACACAAGCUAACGCUGGGAAAAACACUCGGGGAAGGCGAGUUCGGCUCGGUCAUGGAGGGUUUGCUCACUCAGGAGGACUCUGUGCUCAAAGUGGCAGUGAAGACCAUGAAAAUCGCUAUCUGCACUCGCACUGAAAUGGAAGAUUUCCUGAGAGAGGCGGCGUGCAUGAAGGAGUUCGAUCAUCAGAACGUCAUGCGGCUUCUAGGUGUGUGUCUGCAGACGGUGGAGAGCGAAGGCUAUCCGUCUCCUGUGGUCAUUCUUCCCUACAUGAAGCACGGAGACCUCCACAGCUACCUGCUGUACUCCAGACUCGGAGACGCACCCGUGUAUCUGCCCUCUCAGAUGCUGGUGAAGUUCAUGACGGAUAUCGCCAGAGGAAUGGAGUACCUGAGCAGAAAAAACUUCAUCCACAGAGACCUGGCGGCUCGAAACUGCAUGUUAAAUGAGAACAUGAAUGUGUGCGUGGCGGACUUUGGCUUGUCUAAGAAGAUCUAUAAUGGAGACUACUACAGACAAGGGCGCAUCUCUAAGAUGCCUGUCAAGUGGAUCGCCAUCGAGAGUCUGGCGGACAGAGUGUACACCACUAAGAGUGACGUGUGGUCAUUUGGAGUAACCAUGUGGGAGAUCGCGACUCGAGGUCAGACACCGUACCCUGGAGUGGAAAACAGUGAAAUCUAUGAUUAUCUGAGGCAGGGCAACCGUCUGAAACAGCCUCCAGACUGCCUGGACAGUAUCUAUUCCCUGAUGUUUUCCUGCUGGCUGUUGAGCCCGAAGGACAGGCCGAGCUUCGAGAUCUUGUGCUGCGAACUCGAGAAGGUCCUGGAAGAUCUUCCGAGCCAAGACCCGGAUGAGAUACUCUAUGUCAAUAUGGAGGAGACCUCCGGAGAACUGGGGGCCGUGGGGGGCCGUGAUCCCAUAAUGGGUGUCCCGUGUGCUCUCGGGGCCCUGAAGGGUUCGGGCUCAGUGGCCACUGUAGAAGUGCACCACCCCAACCGCUACGUGAUCUGCCCCCAGCAUGAGAACCAGCGCCUCCUAAACGCAGACUCCAUGGAGAGUCUGACCCUGACGGGGCCCGGACCCACCCCGCUGCUCCAGCCCUCGUCCUGCUCCACCCCAGUGCCGCCCUCUGAAGGGCCGUCGCCGGAGGACAGAGACGAGAAGAAGAGAGCGCCGUGGCAGUGACUGAAAGUGACCUAGACUGCCUCUCGUGGAGAGCUGAGCUAUUGCUCCUGCCCCAUCAUUUUGCACAAACAUGCCACACACUCGGCCAGACAUUCAAUCAAUUACAUCUUUGUUUAUGCUUUUCAGACAAGCAUGUUUCCUUUUCAUUCCAAAUUGUCCUUUAUGUUCAGUGUGGGUCAUGAGAAAUCAAAUCAAUCGUAGUUUUUGUCUUACACUCUGUCAUGACCAGAAACAAUGUACUAAUUUUCCAGGAAAAAGUCAUACAUGUGUCUCUGCAGCACAGAAGCAGUCAUAAGCAGCACAAGUAUAUUUGUAGCAAUAGCCAACAAUACAUUGUAUGGGUCAAAAUUAUCCAUUUUUUUAUGCCAAAAAUCAUUAGAAUAUUACGUAAAGAUCGUGUUCCAUGAAGACAUUUUGUAAAUUUCCUACUGUAAAUAUAUCAAAACUUCAUUUUUGAUUAGUAAUAUGCAUUGCUAAGAACUUCAUUUGAACAACUUUAAAGGAGAUUUACUUUACUUUUUUUUUGCACCCUCAGAUUCCAGAUUUUCAAACAGUUGUAUCUCAGCCAAAUAUUGUUCGAUCCUAACAAACCAUACAUCAAUGGAAAUAUUAUUUAUUCAUGUAUAAAUCACAAUUUCACAAAAUUGACCCUUAUGACUGGUUUUGUGGUCCAGGGUCACAUUUGUCUGUCCAUUUUGAUAAAUGAUGUGUGCAGCACUAAGCUAUAUUGCAGAUAUAUUGAAGAGUAUUUAGUGGUGUUUGCUUGUUGUUGAUCGUACUUAUGCGAGGUUCCCACUGCACGAUUUUAGCCAUGAUUUUCACUCACCAACAGUUUUGUGGAAAUCGCUGACAAAUGCCUGAAAUUGCAUAGAGUCCUGCAGUGUGAAAUGUGUUUUGACUGGAAAUGACAUCGGCGAUGACCUACAACCAAUCAGAGAGCAAGAUACAGGGCAAGGGACAGUUCAGGGGAGGAGUCCUAGACCUGCAACAGAACACACAUGACCUCUGCAAGCAUCCAUUCUCUCUUUUUACUUUGUUUUACUGCAAGCCAGCAUAAAGACAACUUGUAACGCAAACUUCUUGUGGACUACAAUUUCUAACAGGAAAGCCUGUGUCACACGUGCUUUUACGUUAUUUCCUGUAUCACUUCCUGUGAGUGUUUGGUUGUGAAAUAUAGUUGGUAGACCAGAGUUAUCACUGGAAAGGUUGUGUAAUGUGUGACGCUCUGCCGUGUAGUGUGCACACAACAGCAGCUAGACGGUACUAGAUUGACUCUGAAAAUCAUGCAGUGUGUUCCCGGCAUUAGUACGACUUGUUUAGGAGGUGUAUUACAUUUUAAAGUCAUUUAGUUUAUAAAAGGUACAUGGGAGACAUGGGAGUGGGCUUUUUUUAAAUUGGGCCAGAAAGAAAGCACCAAGAAUAAACGCAUGGCAUUGUUCAAGCAACUACUGCACACUCUUUAAAACAAAGGUUCCAAAAGGGUGUUUUUGGCAGUGAUGUAAUUGAAGAACAAUUUUGGGCUUCUCAAAGAACCUUUCUCUCGUCUUAGAGUGAAGAACAUUUUUAAUGAUCUGAAGACCCUUUUGUUCAAUGGAAAGAUGUCACUGAUUCUUAAUGGAACCUCAUUUUUAAGAGUGUUUGUAGUGUAUGGAAAAUGAGCAACAAAUCAAAUAUCUUGUUGCAUGCUUUUAUCACAUUAAAACCCUUGUUCCAAAAAACGUCCUGAGAGUCGGCGCACCUCCUGCAGUCGUAUGAGACUGAUAUCAGUCGGCUGGAAUCUGACCGGUUAAAGCCCCUUUUCUGUAAGGUACUAAAGUUAGCUUUCUGCUGAUAUUAAUCACACAAUACAGUCAUCAUCAACUCAGGAGAUGCUUGGAUUUACAAUGACCAAUGACACAAAGGUCAGAUUAAGCGAAUGCCGCAAACUAGCUUGACACUGCCAGUCUCUAGAAUGGGACAAAACUGGUCAAAGUACUCAAUCUGUUUCUGUCCGCUGAGACAUGUCUCUUGACCAGCAUCUUUAUCCAAAGAAACACAUGGAGGAUGACGAUAGUAUUCUGUGCUAGGUCUAACAUGUCAAACCAAAUCCUCAGUGAUCAUGUCAUUUGUUCAUGUGUGUGACCUACAGACUAACCUCCAGGUGUAUGCGUACAGUUUUUAUAACUCUGUUUCUGAGCUUUUCUGAAUCAGCAGGGUUUUUUAGCAUUGGUUUGAGACCAGUGUAGUGGUUUCUCUUACGGUUUAGAGGAGCAGAAAGGGCAGUAGACUAGACUAAGCUGUGUAAGGCUGCACAUACAACAGGUCUUUGCUCAUCAGAGGCCCUGCCCCAGACUCAAGCACAGUGUUUUUUCUUGUUUCUUAAUGUUUUUUUGUACAUUUAUAUUUUGCACUAAUCAUUUUUGUCAUUAUAUUGUUUGUAUUUCAUUGUUUAUGCAUUUUCUUUUUUACCUGACAUGGAUUUUGAUGUACAUUUACCAUAAUAUUAUCAUGUUAUGAUAAUAUUAAAAAGGCUGUUUCAGUUCAAAUACAGAUGACAUUUUAGAUGAUUAUUUUGCAAUUCUUUUAAAAUAUUUUUAGCAUGAUAAAUAUGGUCAUUUGUUAAAAUAAUUUCUUCCAGUACAGCCUUUAACCUAAUCUGAAAUUUAAAUCACUGAAAGAGACACUUUGAAACGAAAUUAUAUUACAUCAUAGAACUAAUCUUUGGAAAAUAUUUGGUAUUGUCUUUUUUUUUUUUUUUUUUUCUCCUCACUGUAAUGUGGUACUAAGAUUGGCAGAGGUACAUUAAUAUACGACAGAUGUAACUGUAUAUUAUAAUUUUAAUGAGCCACAGCGCUUUAGAUACAUGUAACAUUGGAUGACAAAUGAUUUACUAUAUAAAUGAUGUUCAUGUGAACCAGCGUUCAGUUGGAAUCAUCUGUGAUGGACAGUUCUGCUCUCUGCACACAUGAAAGAUUGAAGACCAAAAUGAACAUGACAGCCCCUACAAAAUGUUGUGUCAGUCACCUCGUGCGGAUAUUUGCAUGCUCACAUUUUCAGCACUGUCUUUCAUGAUGAGAAACACUGUGUGUUUAAAUAUGUGGAUUUGAAGUGUCUCAGCUGACCUCAGUUGAACCGGACAAAUUCAACUGCACCACUUUUGCAUGAGAUAUUUCAGUGCAAAAACCUGCAUCUUCUAUAUGUAGUAUUACAUAUUCUUUUGCCUGACAGUAAAUCAGCCAGUGAUGAUCAAAUGAUGGAGAAGAGCGUUAUCCAGGUGUGCAGUGUAGUAAAGCUAUUCAUUCAAAGCAAAUUUUGGUAUACAAAUUUUAUUUUUUCUCAACAUAUGAAUUCAUAGACAGAAGCACACUUCAACGUGCCUUUGAAAGCCAGUAUUUUGCCUUAAAAUGGCUCAGUUUACGGUGCACGAGUGUUUAGCUUUAGAAUUAUGUCUAAUGCUGUCUAGAUAACAUCAGUGUCAUCAUUGUGAUUUUGAUAUGCUUUGUAUUAAAAUAAAUACUAUCUACACAAUU
Onychostoma macrolepis is the source of this 6742-nucleotide messenger RNA. RefSeq names its product tyrosine-protein kinase receptor UFO. Gene Ontology annotation, cellular component: signaling receptor complex. NCBI's taxonomy places the organism in Eukaryota, Metazoa, Chordata, Actinopteri, Cypriniformes, Cyprinidae. The transcript is spliced from 20 exons. The coding region runs from base 441 to 3233 and encodes 930 amino acids. Gene Ontology annotation, molecular function: protein binding; transmembrane receptor protein tyrosine kinase activity; ATP binding. Gene Ontology annotation, biological process: natural killer cell differentiation; positive regulation of kinase activity; protein phosphorylation. The record is from RefSeq and is a predicted model, not a curated record.